Messenger RNA from Charadrius vociferus (killdeer), 674 nucleotides. RefSeq names its product carbonic anhydrase 9-like. The record is from RefSeq and is a predicted model, not a curated record. NCBI's taxonomy places the organism in Eukaryota, Metazoa, Chordata, Aves, Charadriiformes, Charadriidae. Gene Ontology annotation, molecular function: carbonate dehydratase activity; zinc ion binding. Gene Ontology annotation, cellular component: plasma membrane.
UACCAGACUGGGAGCGCUGGGGUGUGGACUACCCGGCCCGCGUGGGCACCAUUCAGUCACCCAUCAACAUUAACACAGCCAGGACCAUCUUUAGCCCCCAGCUGUGGCUGAUCCAGCUCUCUGGCUACAGCCUGCAUGAGAAGCUCAAGUUGAGGAACAGAGGGUACACAGUUGUCCUUGAGCUGCCUGAGUCACUGGCCAUCACCAGUGGUUAUGCCCAGCAGUACCAAGCUGUGCAGCUGCACCUGCACUGGGGCUCCCUGUUGGGAUCCGGCUCCGAGCACAUGGUCAAUGGGCACUGCUUUGCUGUGGAGAUCCAUGUGGUCCAUUACACCACCAAGUAUGACAGCUAAGCAAUGGUCCACCUGGAUGGUCUGGCUGUACUGGGAGCUUUCCUGGAGGUUGGGCCAAGGGAGAACCCAUACUAUCAGAAAAUACUUGAGCAUCUGUACAAAAUCCAAAGAGAAGGCAAGGAAGUCUUGGUGCCUAGAUUCAACAUCACAGGCCUGCUGCCUGCCAACCUGAAACUCUACUUCCACUACAGUGGCUCUCUGACCACCCCUUCCUGCUACCAGAUGGUGAAGUGGACGGUCUUCAACCAGAGCAUGCUGCUCUCUCAUGACCAGAUCCCUCAGACAUACACCAUCUGUGUCAGUCCCCUGGGGCUUGCCUAG